UGUUGAUUUCGUUCAAAAUGGCGGCCUGUAAUGGGCACUGUGGGGUAAUAUUGUUCGAUUCCCCGCGAUAAAUGAGACCAUGCAGAGUUAACUCGCCUUGGUGUAUGUGCGAGUAUUGAGUCUAGAUUGUAUCCGGAAUGUACACUUUUCUUCGAAUGGUUAAAUCAUGUAAGCGCAAUCAUAGUGCCAGCCGAUCGUGUGUCGUGCAUUGGCUAAGUUUGUGUAGCCAUAUUUAUUGUGUUAUUCGGCAAGACGUUAUAUCUUAUACACCGGCAAAUGUAAUUGGUAAUGAAGACAUAUGGCUUUAUUAUUAAAGGACCUUAGGACAAUAGGACAUGAAAAGACGCUACACUGAGUUCUCUUCAAUUCUUCAAAAACGGCGCACAUUGAUUGUUUCUUUUUCAAACUACAAUUACUUUCUCUCUCUCUUUUUACAAUUUCCAAACGGUGCAAGUCGUGCAAUAUCUUAAAACUUAUUUGUGGUAUCCUUGUUAUCCUUAGCACACAUUGUGUUGUGUGGUGCAUUAAGGAUUUUACGAAAAAAAAAAAGAUGGGGCAACUAUUAUAUCACAUUAUCAGCCCUAAUUAUUGGAUAAAGGUUUAUAAACCAUAUACACAGUGAAAGAGAUUUUAUUAAUUUUUUCUACUUGUAUAUAAGAAAUGGAUAUACAAAAGUUUCAACAAAAAGUUGUGUUAUGAAUAUCAGAAACUAUAUAUAUAACAUUUAUAUAUAUAUAAGAGCCUGUUGUACAUAAACAAGCUAGGCACUAUCGUGCCAAGCUUGGGUAAUGGAUCCUGUUCGUCCAUGGUAUGCAACAUAUAAUCGUCUUGCUGCAAGUAGUGCAAAUAGUACAUUUCAACCAACAACUUCAAGCACAAACAGUGAUUUUGUAUCUCAUCACUUAGCAACAGCUGCUACUCAAGCAGUUCCUUCAACAACAUCACAAUUACUUUUGCAAGCAGCUCAUACAACUGCAACUCUGGCGGGACAACCAUCUCCAUUCAACCCAGGGGGGUUUUUGUCUCCACCCCCUGUGGGAUAUGAUGUUUUUACACCCUUGUUUCAUCAUCCUAAUCCUAAACAAGCACAUUAUGUUACUCAACAUAGGCAAGCUCUUGCUCAAGCACAAGUGUCAGUAACAAAACAAAAUACUACAACAGAAUCUGACAUUCCUGUACUAAGAGAAAAUUAUAGUUCAGCACAUCAGUCAACAUUUUUUGAACAUCAAGGUGCGGCAACAUCGCCUACAACAUCUACAUUGGCUUGGACUCAUCAGAACAAUGCACAAUUACCUAGUCCAUUUGGUAUUCUGCCUCAUGAAAGUGUUGUUCCUUCAUCCCCAGGACCGUCAUCUACUACAAAACCAGCUAGUGGUGUUUAUGAAAAUACGUUUAAUUCUAAUUUUGCUACAACACAAACUAUAAAUAAUUUAAACUCUCAAUUAACUACACCUUCGGUUUCUGCUGCUGAAUUUAAAUCAUCCAAUUUUCCAGAUAGUAAAAAGACAGUAAAUAUAAGGCCUCAAUCACCAACAGUAAGUGUUAAAUCAGUAGUUUCUACAUCACAAACAAACAGCAAUCAAAAUUUUUUUCAACCAGUAUCUACUACAUUCAAUUCUGAAACAUUAGCAAAUAAUUAUUCUACUGGUAAUGGAAAUCAAACUUCAAAUGGGAAAAUACAAUCUUCUCUUCAACAUCACCAAUCAUGUAUUGUUUCAACUACAAAUAAUACAAAUAAUACGACCAAUAAAGAAUAUAGAAUUCCUCAACCACCUGCUAGAUCAAUUGCAUCAACAACUAUAUUUUUAAAUACAUCUAUCAGAUCUGUAUCUUCUCAAAUUCAAGAUAAACAAUCAACUAGAAAUUUCGCUUCGCCUCCCCAUAAAGCAACUUCUACAUCUCAACAAAAUAUUCAAACUAAAGCACAGACAAAAAUAUAUCCAGAAUUAAAUACACACAGCAGUGAACAUAGACGAAACGAACAAACAUCUCAUGAUAAUAGCCAAUCAUCUCCUAUCAGUUUUUCCAUUAUGGAUUCACGUAAUUUGAAUUAUACUACUGGAAAUAAUACAAAUUGUACAAAUACUAGUGGGAAACUUAAUAAUAAUCAAAGAAGUCAAUCAAACAAUAACUUACAAACUCAUUCUCAGCAACCGCAACAACAGCAGCAGCAACAACAAUUUCAUGUUUUAAAUCAACAACAGCAACAACAACAAACAUCAUAUAGACAUUAUCUAACAGGAUCUACAGCUGAUUCUGAAUAUCAUCAUUCAGCAAGAUCAAAAUCUGCAACUUCCACUGAUUCUGCUUAUUCUUCUAACAAUUCUACGCAAAAUGGACCUGAUUGUAGUGUUGUUGUGCCAAGAAGGCCAAGUCCAUUACAAGCACAUUCACAAGCAAGUCCAUUGGGACAUGUUCCAAGUCCUGCUUAUCCUAUGUAUAAUAGUCCAAUGGCUACUAUGUCUUCUCCUUCACCUUUACAACAACAUACGGAAAAUGCAAAUCAAUGUGCAAGUGGAUCAUCAUAUAAAGGAACUGUGCAACAACAAGUUACACCACCAUCACCAUUAGAUGUUACUGUACCACGACCAGCAUCACAAGGUCAAGUUGCUUAUUCAUCAGUCAUUACAAGAGCUUUAGGUACUGCUGAAAAUAAAACCAAUUAUAAUACAGAUAGUAAAACUUAUGACAGACAGCAACAAGAUUUUUCACAAACUCAAAAACAAGUUUGUUGGGAAAAUGAAAAUCGACAGACAAAUAAUAGAAAAUUUUCUAUUACUCUAUAUACUGGUGGAAAUUCUGAAGUAAAUCCUCAAACUUUACCAAUUCAACAACAAGUACAACGAGUGCUUAAUGUAUCUGAUAGACAACAAUCAUAUUUUGAGUCCAGUCAAGUGACCCUACAAGAUUUAAGUAGUUGUAGAGGAGAUCCUAUGAGUAUAGUAAAAAAUUUACAGACUUUACAAGGUUCAUGUCAAGUACAACAACAAACGACUGUUUCUGUUGCUCCAACUGAACAACAGAAACAAAUAGAAGAACGACGUAAAGCAGAUUCAAAUAAAAAAAGAAAAAGUUUAGAAAAAAGUGGACAUAAUUCUUUAAAUGAAAUAAGUGGAACAACAACAAUGACAGAAUAUUUAAAUAGAAUACCACCCCCUGCACAUCAUAAUACAAAUCAGCAGCAACAAAAUGGUUAUUUUGAUUUUGAAAGAUGGAAUUUACCUCCACCUCCUACUAAAAUGUUUCCUACUGCAUCAGGUGCUUUCAGUUCACAAUCAACCUUACAUUCAAAUAAUUUUGUUGGUUCUCCAGCUCAUCAACAUCAAUCUUUAAUGGUACCUCAUCAUCAUGCCCCACCUCCUAUUCCAUAUUUUCCAGCCUUUCAUAUUCCUUCAAGCCAUCAUCAUUCACAUGAAUUUCAAUCUUCUGUUGAAAUUACACCUAUAGGUUUUGGUGAAAAUUCAGCAAAUCAAAAUCCUAAUUAUAAUCAAGAUAUCAGAGAUGAUCAACCUAAAGUAAUUGUUCCUAAUAUUGAAGAAGAGUUAGGUUUCCUACAACAAAAUCAGCAAUUGAUUCAAACUGUUAGCAUCUUAAAUAAAGAUUUCAAACGAUCUAAUAAAGAUCCUAAUUCAGGAUUUAUGACAAGUUAUUUAAAAUUUUUACAAGGUGAAAGAGAACCUUCACCUCCUCCAGCAAUACGUGGUGGGAGAAAAGCAACUUGGAAUAGAUCAAAACCUUAUAUUCCUAUGGAACCUAAAAAAUCUGUAGAAAGUUUAGUAAAUGGAGAAAUAAUGAAAACACAAAUAGAAAAACCACCUCCACCUAAAGAAACACCAGUAAUUGAUUAUACUAAUGAUCCACGAUAUUUUCCUUUACCUAAAGAACGAAAAAAACAGAAUUUUGAUUCAAGUGAUGAUGGUUUUACUAGUGAUGAUGAUUUUCUAUUUCCUCCUAAAAAAUCGGAUAAAAAAGUAACAAAUACAAAUACUUCCAAUAUAAUGGAAGUAACAGUAAAAUCAGAAGGUAAAUCUAAAAAAGGAAGACCAAUAAAACCUGGAGGACCAACAGAUAGAAAAAGAAAAGCUGCAGCAGCAGCUGCUGCAGCAGCAGAAGCAGCAAUGAUUACUACAAUUAAUAAAAUUUCUAAAAAAUAUGAAGAAGUAGAUCCUUUGCUUUUACCUCCAAGACGUGAAACAUCUAGAAGAAAAGCAAAAGAAAAAACCUCAGUAAAACAAUUUUUAGAUCGACAACAGGGUAUAGAUUAUUUUGAUAACGAUGAAGAACAGGGUGAUUCUGAUUCUGAUCCUGCUUGGACACCUGCUGUAAAAUUAGUUGGAGAUGAAGAAGAAAAGAAAAAGAAACGUGGAAGACCUGUUAUUACUAAAAAAAGUAGAAAAAUUUUAGAAGAAGAGGAUUAUUCUCCUAGUGAUGUUGUUGUUUCAAAGAAAUCAAGUAGAAAAAAACAUGAAACACCAUCAAAAACUUCUAAUGUUACUGGAAAGUUAUCUUGUAAAAUAGAUGAGAAACUUUUAGCAUCUAUCAGUGAUGAAGAUAUUGAUAUUUCACCAUUUAAGCAUUUUGUGGAUGAAUUAGAUGAUGUGUCUGGAGAAUUUGUUGUAAUCAAAACAGAUUUAAAUGAAGAAUAUCCUCCUCUUUGGAGAAUAGAUGGUAAAACAUUAUUACAAAAAUAUGAACCAUUUAAAUCUAAUGGCAAAACUUUAUAUCGAAACAUAUCUACGUACUCGGGUUGGGCACCACAAAAUCGACAUAUAUAUCAACAAGUUCCAGUAAAAUUCUUACAACAAGGUAAAGCAGAAACAAUAGUAGAGUUUUUAAGAGAUGAAAUGAUUAUUGAUAAUAAUGAAUGUAUUGAUAAAUCUAUGAAGGAUACUGAAAAAUAUCAAGAUAAUUUUGAAGUAUACAUUCAAACAUUAAUAUCACAAGCUUUGGAUUCUAAUUUUCUAACAGAAAUAUUUCAAGAACAAGAUGAUUAUUUCUUAUCAAAUGUAAAAACUGUGGAUGAAGUAACAGAAGAAAGGAAACAACGGCUUCUAUCUACAACGAAAUGGCGAUCAAAUGUUAUAAAUGCAAUAUCAACUUGGCCAUGUCUUAACGUUCUUAAAGACAUACCAUUUACAGAAUAUAAAGGAAAGUCAUGUGCUGGAUGCCAACAGUUUAAAAUUCAUGCUAGAGUUCUAUUGUAUGGUCAACCAUACAAUGCUACUACAUUAGAAGGUUCUCCACCUGAUCCAAGAAUACCUCAAGAAAAAGAUUUUUUAUUGUGUCGAAUAUGUCAAGCAAAAGUUGCUUUAUAUAAUAAGGUUGCACAUCAGAAAUAUUUAAUGUUUUUGGAAUGUGCAAGAAGAGUUGCAGAUAAGAGAAUAGCAGAUCCUCAUAAAGAUACCACAAUAAUAUUAAAUGAAUUAUUAGCUGAUGAAACAUGGUUAAAUCAAUUAUUUAAAGAAGUUAGAACAAUCUGGGCAGAAAUAGAUAAUUUGGAACAUCAAGCAAAAACAAAAUCAAGUUCAAAAUCAAUAUUUUCUUCUACAGCAAGUAGUGCAGAAGAAAUGAAUGAAAAUGUUUCAAUAAAACAACCAAUUGAAAUGACUGCUAAUAUUUCGGAUUCACAGGUGCCUACACAGAAAACCGAAGAGACUUCUGAAAUAGUGUCUUGCGAUGUGCAAAUGAGCAGUAUACCAUCUUAGUGGUGCUACAAUAAUAGAAAUUGGCUCCAUUUUAUACAAUGCCUGAAGAGCAUUAAAGAUUUAGUGUGUAUUGACUUAAUGGACAUGAAGGAGACCAAACAUUUAAAUAUUGUAUUUUGAUGAUAAAUAUUUAAAUUGAGUUAAUAUAAUAUGCUGUGAAACGAAUGGUGAAGAUAAACGUUAAUGUGUAAUCAAGAAAUUGUAGUUAUAGUGAUAACAAGUAGUGAAUGAUGAGGUAAGUAAAAAGGUGAUUUAAAAAGUGUAUAAAUAUCAGACAUAUGUAUAUAAAAUAUUCAUCUCUACGUUAAAAUUUUAGAAAUGAGCCCAACUUUGCCAUUUUAAUAGCAUGAUAAUAGAGAUUUACGAAUGUUUGUGUGCAUAAAUAUUUAGUUCUAGAUUUGUAUCGUGAUAAUCUAAUGUAAUGAUAAGGUCUGAUAUGUUAAGAUCUGAAAAAAAAUGCGAAAGACAAAUGAUUUUAAAAUAUAAAGUGAUAAAACAUAAAACGUCACAAUCUUUGUAAUAUAUUUAAAAUACAUCAUACUUUCUAUAACUACAAA
Messenger RNA from Apis cerana (Asiatic honeybee), 6262 nucleotides. RefSeq lists its product as uncharacterized. NCBI's taxonomy places the organism in Eukaryota, Metazoa, Arthropoda, Insecta, Hymenoptera, Apidae. The record is from RefSeq and is a predicted model, not a curated record. Gene Ontology annotation, cellular component: nucleus.